Messenger RNA from Maylandia zebra (zebra mbuna), 2572 nucleotides. RefSeq names its product RING1 and YY1 binding protein b (gene rybpb). The record is from RefSeq and is a predicted model, not a curated record. Gene Ontology annotation, cellular component: nucleus. Gene Ontology annotation, biological process: positive regulation of DNA-templated transcription. Gene Ontology annotation, molecular function: transcription coregulator activity; DNA binding. NCBI's taxonomy places the organism in Eukaryota, Metazoa, Chordata, Actinopteri, Cichliformes, Cichlidae.
GUGCAGUCAGUCGCUGUGCCGUGCCUCGAGCCAUCACUGAGUGGAGCCUGUCUGCCAACAGCUUCAACAGCGGCUCUACCAGGACCAUACUACACUCACUGACAAUUAAAGGAGGCCCUUUUUCUUCUUAUUUUCGAGGACUGUUCUUCACCAUGGGUGACAAAAAGAGCCCUACCAGGCCAAAAAGACAAGCCAAACAAACCGCUGAUGACGGCUACUGGGACUGUAGCGUCUGUACCUUCAGGAACACCGCCGAGGCUUUCAAAUGCAGCAUCUGCGAUGUGAGGAAGGGCACAUCGACAAGGAAACCCCGGAUCAACUCCCAGCUGGUUGCCCAGCAGGUGGCUCAGCAAUACCCGAUGCCUCCCCCACCCAAGAAGGAGCGGAGAGAGAGGAGCGAGCGCAUAGACAAGGAGCGCCCGGAGGGUGAAGGAGAGCGAGCCAACGGAGAAGGACGCCCACAGGUCGAACGUCCAGAGAGAGUGAGGCCAGAGGGAGACACUCCUGAGAAGGAAAAGAGCGACAAGGAGCAGCCAAUCAAAGACAAACCCGACAGAGAGAAGGAGAUCAGCCCAGCUCUGACGAAGAAGCCCAGCAGCAAAAAGACCAGACCCAAAUCUGACAGCCAUCAGAGUUCACCCAGUGACAAACACAGCAUACAGUCUGGCAAAUCAGCAACCAAGACCAACAAGAACUCUCACAUUUCCAGGCCCAAACUGAAGAACAUUGACCGGAGUACUGCCCAGCAGUUGGCUAUCACCGUAGGGAACGUCACGGUGAUCAUAACAGACUUUAAGGAGAAGACCCGCUCCUCCUCCACAUCUUCAUCCACCGUCACAUCCAGCGCGGGCUCCGAACAGCAGCACCAGAGCUCCGGUUCCGAGAGCAUGGACAAGGGCUCGUCACGCGCCUCCACCCCAAAAGGGGAUCUCUCUGUGGGGCAUGACGAAUCGUUCUGAGGUCCCGCUGCCAUCCUCCACCACCUAUGACCCACCCUUGCACCGCUCCCCCCUUUCCCCAUGUUUCUGGACACUAUGGAUCCCACAGGGGGAGGGAUUUCACCUUUUCCCAUCGCCGACCCGCCUUCAUUCCACGAUCUCCCCUGGAUGCUAAGAGGAACAGUGAGGUGCCAUCUUUUACGGAAAACAAGCGCCCCCCGCUUGGCGAAUAUCCCUCGUGGUUACACCUGUGGCACAGGCGAGGAGAAGUGGCCUACACGGAAUAACACCCUCAUUCCUUCCCCUCAGCCCCCUCCCCAGUAGCAUCCAGACACUUGUAUGUAUUGUUUUAUAUUUGUACGUGGAUGUGAGGCCAAGUCAACUUUUUUUUGUUUGUUUGUUUUGUUUUGUUUUUGUAAAGAAGAAUUCUCCGCUGGGCACAAUAACCACCACUUUUUUUAAUAACUUUAAAACUAUUAUUACCUUUAUUUAUUACCUGUUGCACCUGUAUACUUUGAUAUUCUCCUUUUUAUGUUGAAGCUUUGCUGUGUAGCUCUGCAGAUCGAUCGUUCCUUCAGUGUUUUUACUACAGUCUGAAAACAAUAGGACAACACACACACACGUCAGAUACAACACACAUAUACACUCACACACAUACACACACUGGUGCUAGAUACACUGUGAAGCGGUUUUGCAGAUCUGGGAUUGCCCAUUCGCUCAAUGUGACAAAGUGCUGAUGAAUCAAAUUCUCAUUCACUUUUCUCAACAACACUGUCUCGCUGAACACUGUCGGGACCUCCAGGUCCGUCUACUUUUUCUGUACAGGUCAUUGUGCAUCAGAAGAAGGUCACCUAAAGUUCAGACACCUGACUUUUUCAACUAGAUUGUCUAUGAUUUAGUAUGCUAUAGCAGAUCUCUUAUACAGUAUCUUAUGUCUUUAACUGUACAGUGUAGGCUGUUGUGUAAAACACUAAAAGCUGUCAAUAUUUUUCUGCAUUUGGUACUUAAAUAUUGAGUUUUCUGGCUGCAGGCAGAGCUGUCCUCUCAGCUGGUGAGGAGCCAGAGCAUUUUCUGUUGUGACUGAAUGAUGGUUAAAAGCAGUUCCACUUGGUAAAACCAUAUCGAGCUGUAAAAAUAGGCCUGUUGUGUCAAGCUGUUGUGAGUCGAUUUUAUUUUAUUUUUCCUCCUCCACCUUCUUUCUUUUCUUUUUUUGUGGUCCUGAAGUCCACCCAGAAAACAGAGUGCAGAGACGAGAACAAUUUACAAAGACUGACAAUUCAAUUGACUUGUUUUUAUUUGUAUUAAUUUAAGACUCCUGUCAUUGAAGGCAAAACAAUAUUGCAGUAGUUAAAUAGAAGACAAUUGUUCUUUCAAUUUUAAUGCAGCAAGGCUUAUUUAAGGGUUUUAAUUCACGUUCACCUUAGCUGAUACUAGACCAACAUAAUUUCCUUUUAACUGUAUGAAAUUGUAUAAAGAAUAAAUGUGUAUAUGAUAUCUUAGUUUUAUUUAUUGAAGGACCAAAGGAAUUUCAUAAUGACAUGAUACAUAGACAGAUGAAUAACAAUUUGAAAUGCAAUUAUCUAAUGUGUGAGAUGAAUAACAGUUUAAAUAAAGACUAAUAUAAUCCAUGUAAA